This is a messenger RNA of Myiozetetes cayanensis, 1980 nucleotides long. It is a transcript of the gene MATCAP1, whose product is annotated as microtubule associated tyrosine carboxypeptidase 1. The transcript is spliced from 6 exons. NCBI's taxonomy places the organism in Eukaryota, Metazoa, Chordata, Aves, Passeriformes, Tyrannidae. Bases 66 to 1319 code for a protein of 417 amino acids. The record is from RefSeq and is a predicted model, not a curated record.
GGCGCGGGGCCGGCGCAGCCCCGCAGCGGCCGCGCUGGAGGCCGCGGCCAUGGGCGCGAGGGGCCAUGGGCUCCGGGGCUGCGGGCGGGCCGGCACACGGCAGCGCCCCGCUCUGCCCCUGCUCGCCGCCGCCACCACCUCCCCCGGAGCCGCGCCCCGCACCGCGCUGCCCGCGGGGGACCCGCCGGCUCUCGGAGACCGGUGCGGGGCGGCGCGGGGAGGGAGCGGCGGGGCGCGGGGGGCUGCGGGCCGCCGCCUCGCUGCCGCACAUCGCGCGGGGCCGCGGCGAGGAGGGCGCCGGGCGCCGCAGCCCCUGCCUGCUCGUGGCGCUGCGGCCGCGCAACGUGGAGGCGGAGCGGGAGCGCUUCUUCCGCGCCAGCUUCGCCUACGACCCGCAGUUCGAGUACGCGGAGCCGGUGCCCGCCGCCGUCCUGGACAAGUACGGGGCCGCCUCCGACCGCUUCGUGACUCAGGCUAUCAGGAUCAUCCGUGCAGUCCUGGAGAAGUAUGGGACCUACGAGAGCUUCGAGGUCGCCACGGGCGGGAAGCUGCUGAGCAAGUGCCAGAUCUGGUCCGUGAUCCGAAAGUACAUGCAGAAGGAAGGCUGUGUGGGAGAGGUGGUGGUGCAGCUCACCGAUGACCUCCUGUCCCAGGCGGUGAUGAUGGUGGAGGACAGCAGGCCCACACUGGCCAUCAACCUGGCUGGAGCCCGGCAGCACUGGCUGGAGGGGAUGCUGCGCCACGAGAUAGGCACCCACUACAUCCGGGGCGUGAACAACACGCGCCAGCCCUGGCACAGCUCCGAGGGCCGCAAGCAGUACAGCCUGAAGCCCGCCAACCCCACGGAGGAAGGCUUGGCCAGCCUGCACAGCGUCCUCUUCCGCAAGCAGCCCUUCCUGUGGCGGGCAGCGCUGCUCUACUACACCAUCGAGCGGGCCAGCCGCCUGUCCUUCUCCGCCCUCUUCCAGGACCUGGAGCAGUACGUGCAGGACGCCGGUGUCCGGUGGGAGUACUGCGUGCGGGCGAAGAGGGGCCAGACAGACACCUCACAGCCAGGAUGUUUCAGUAAGGACCAGGUCUACCUGGACGGGAUUCUCCGCAUCCUGCGCCAUCGGCAGACCAUCGACUUCCCGCUGCUGGCUGCGCUUGGAAAGGUCUCCUACGAAGAUGUGAAUCGGCUGAAGAAAUUCGGGGUCCUGGAGAAGGCGCGCAUCCCCCAUUUCAUGCAGGACCUGGAGCGGUACAUGAAGCAGCUGGAUCACAUCGUCACCACCAACGGCCUGAACGAGGAGGAACUGGAGCAGCUGCUGCCUGACUGAGGGGCAGCCCCCAAACCAGCACCCCAAGGGUGUAACUGGUGCCAUUUAACUGGGUAUUUAUUGGGGCUGGAGGAGAGGGCAGAGCCCGAGCCGGGUGCCCGGGGGGCCGCUGUGCAUGUACCGCUGUGUAGGGUAGCGCGGCCGAGGGCCAGUGUGGGUAGUGUUGAUGUGUUCCCCCCCAACAUCGUCCCUGCGUAUUUUGGGGACGGCUGUGCGGCUCCACGUGGCUUUGGGGAGCUGGAGAAGAGGGUUCAGGGGGAGUGAGGGCAGAGCUGGGGCGACGUGCUGGUCCCCGAGUGCAGAAGGCUGUGCCGGGGAGUUGCAAUGGGGGGAUUUCCAUACGGAUCCUGGGGGUGCUCCCAGCACUGCGGGGGCACCUACACGGGGCCAGCAGACAGGGCUGGGGGCUCUGUGCUGUGCCUAGCAGGGAAUCCAAGGGCUGGCCUGCACCCAGAGAUCUCCCCAUGGAUGCCUUUGCUGCUCCCUAUGCUUCCCCUCAUGCCCCCCACCAGCAGCAGGAAGGACUUGAAUCCCCCAAAUACCAAUCUCUGUCCAGCUCUGCACCCCAACUGCAGCCACCCCGCCUGGCUUUGAGGACUCAGGGUGGGGAUUGGGCUUGAUGUUAGUCAAAAGCGUGUAAUAAAGAUGAUGUAAUGGAAAA